This is a messenger RNA of Psilocybe cubensis, 1320 nucleotides long. RefSeq lists its product as uncharacterized. The transcript has a single exon. Bases 1 to 1320 code for a protein of 439 amino acids. The record is from RefSeq and is a predicted model, not a curated record. NCBI's taxonomy places the organism in Eukaryota, Fungi, Basidiomycota, Agaricomycetes, Agaricales, Agrocybaceae.
AUGGCUACUAGAGGAGCCACGUUGAGGAGUGGUCGAGCACCGAGGGGUCAUACGGCCGCCAGGGACGUGCCAACCACGGGGUCUGACCGGGAUCCCCCUGCUUCGAGAGGUGACGACCCCAAGCAGGAAGCCUUGCCUACCGGAAUGGAGGAAGGCGGCGCGCGUGGUCGGGAUGACCACCGCGGGAAUAAUCCAAACAACACCGGGAGCGCAGCCGCUGCAGCCAGGCGCGCUCGUAGAAGCUUAAGCUUGAAUAGUUUUAAUAGGUAUAUGGUAGACACUGAGAUUAAUAGUGUCUAUAGAAGCUCUGUGAAUGAUGCACAGACUGUUGUUACUGAAACUAAGGAACUCAUUACAUCCUUGAUGGAUAGGUUAAGUAGAAUUGAGAAUGCCAUUAAUAUGAAUGGUAGCAUUUUUGAGGUUUCCCGUGCACCAGAGGACUCCGAUAACAGUCACGGUCGCGAAGAAUCGCAGGAAAUUACAAUUGAUAAUGAUUACUUACAAAUUCAGGAAAUGGAAAGGAAACUCACUGAAAUGAAGAAGGUAUACACGAGACGAUAUCAAUCCAUUGAAGUUCAACCGAAAACUGAGAGACGCGGUAUAUCCACCACUCCCAUGUCUCAUGAUGUCGAAGAUCUUAUCACACAAGCGGCGCGUCAACAAACGCAGGCUAGACGGACAGAGGCUAUUAAGCCUAGCAACCAGUUACCCGCGGAAAGUUUACUCGGACAGCUUCUGGCCAACCCGAAAGGUAAUAGCGGCAAGGAGCACGCCGAGUUAAGCGCCCGAGCACUGGGACCGUUGGACACCGAGGGACACAUAAUAAAUCCCGCGAGAUUCAAACCGUUACCGCCUACAGCCCCGGAUAAGUAUCAUGGCGACGCAGACUUUAUGAAAUUUUACAAAUACAUUACUCAGUGUGACAGAUUUUGUAAAGAGGCUGCAUUACCUCCCCAGGAUCAAGUAGUGAAAUGUGCUGAUUACCUCGCCGGAAAAGCAUACAAAUUCUACUCUACAAUGGUGUCCAUAAGUGUAGACUCCUGGGACAGGCAACGAUUCUUUACUGAACUUUAUAAUUAUUGCUUCCCACCCGAUUACAGACUGAAACAAAGAAAGAAACUCGAGAAGUUUUCUCAAGGAUCAAUGACUGUGGCUGAGUAUGCUGCCGAAUUAUUGAUUUUAUUCCGCAUUGUGGGAAAGUCUACUCCUUCGCAACGCGUAGAUCGUUUGUGGAACGGAUUGAAACCUGAAUUACAAUCCGCCCUUUGGAAGGAAGGACUCGACUACGAGCAAAACACGUGGGAUUGUUCGAGUCUAUAG